Nomia melanderi (Alkali bee) is the source of this 9121-nucleotide messenger RNA. RefSeq names its product alpha-catenin related (gene alpha-Catr). Gene Ontology annotation, molecular function: actin filament binding; cadherin binding. The record is from RefSeq and is a predicted model, not a curated record. Lineage: Eukaryota; Metazoa; Arthropoda; Insecta; Hymenoptera; Halictidae. Gene Ontology annotation, biological process: cell adhesion; Rho protein signal transduction.
GAAGCGAGAGGGGUGCAACGAACUCUCUAGGCUCGGUUCGAGUCUACGGAGCGCGGAGUUGUGUUCGAAUCAUGGCGACACCCGAGCCCGUAGACCCAACCACCCUAGAGAUUAAGACCCGUAGCAUAGAACAGACACUACUCCCACUAGUAAGACAGAUCUCCACAUUAGUGUCGCACAGGGAACGUCCGCUAUGUUCGGGCAGAAGUUACCGUGCGGUCGACCGGAUCGGUCAGGCGGUGAAUCUGGCGGUGGAGAGGUUCAUCACUGUCGGCGAGACUAUCGCAGAUAACAAUCCGGAGAUCAAGCAGGACAUGUACGAGGCGUGCAAGGAGGCGAGGGUGGCCGGUUCAGCGAUCGAGAAAUUAUGCGAAUGCAUGAUGGACGACAGCCUGGCCGACCGAAGCGCGGUCAUCAGGGCUGCCAGGUGUCUUUUGGGCUCUGUGACGAGAGUUCUCCUGGUGGCCGACGUCGUUGUGGUCAAUCAACUUCUCAGUGCAAAGGACAAGGUGGCCACUAUCCUUGACCGGUUGGAGUAUGUCUCGAACUUCACCGAGUUCGUGAAAGCUUUUAGCCAGUUUGGGACAGAGAUGGUGGAGCUGGCACAUUUGACGGGGGAUCGCCAAAACGACUUGAAAGACGAACGACGAAGGGCACAGAUGGCCGCAUCCCGGCAAGUUUUGGAAAGGAGUACCAUGAUGCUGUUGACGUCGAGCAAAACAUACUUGAGGCAUCCGGAGUGUCCGUCGGCGAGGGAAAACAGGGACACGGUGUUCUGCCAGAUGAGGAGGGCCAUGGAUAUGAUACACUUCAUUGUGAAAGACGGUGUGUCGUACCGCUGCAUGCCGAAGUAUCAGCGAAAGAAUCCCGCGGAGCUGGAUUUCGAACGCAGAACAGCCCUGUUCGCGUUGAAACACUUCGAGAGGCUCGUCGAAACAUCGAGGAUGACACUCCUAGGACCCGACUGCCGAGAAACACUCACGGCCGCGUUGGAUACUGCCAUUGAGAGGACGCACGAUUUCACUGACAGCGCGUACACCAGUCACAAGCACAGAGAGAACAUCCUUCUGCUCUACGAUCGAGUGAAGUUGGAACUGAAUUCGUUGCUGCGGAUCGGCAACAGUAUGCAAAACUAUGAAGACGGCAGUGGUUCUCCAAGCGCGGAAAUGGAGCUAGCUGUACAGGCAGUGUUCAAUGCGACCAAAGAUCUUCGCGAGCAGCUCUGCGCGACGGCGAUGGAGCAGAUGGCUGAUCUAGGCCAGGUGACCAAAGCGGGUCUGGAGCUUGUCUCCACGAUCAAGAAUCUUGCUUUGGCCAAUGCCAUCAAUAGAUUCGAAGAGCAGAAAUUUGAGGAGUACCUCGACCACAUUGUCGAAGUGUGCAAAAUAAUCAGACACGUUGCGCCGACGGAAACGCUCUCAGUUUCAGCGAAGUUCACGGCAAUUAAUUUAAAAAUGUACGGUCCCCAAGUUCUAACAGCGGCGCGCACUUUGGCAAGGCAUCCGACUAGCAAAAUCGCCAAAGAGAAUUUGGAAGUAUUCGCCGAUAUGUGGCAAUGGCUCAUGAACGACGUGACUUCAGUAGCAAAAGAUGUGCUCGAAUUACAUCAGAAUCGAUCAGAAAAGCAAGUCUACAUGUCCUUGCCACGACCAGGCAAACACGGCACGACAAGCAAGCCGCUGAAGCCGGCGAGGCUGGAUAGCGAGGAGCAAGCGAAGAUCGCGAAGGCGGGCCUCGAGAUGAAGCUGAUCACGUCGGAGAUGGACGCGGAGACGGAGAAGUGGCAGGAGAGCGGCAGCGCCCUGGAGGAGAACAACGACAUCGUGAAACGCGCGAAGAACAUGUCCUCCAUGGCGUUCUCCAUGUACCAGUUCACGAGGGGCGAGGGCGCCCUGAACACCACCCAAGACCUGUUCACCCAAGCUGAGUAUUUCGCUGAGGAGGCGAACAGAUUGUACAAGGUUGUGAGACAAUUCAGCUACCAGGUACCCCCUGGCCCGCACAAGAAAGACCUUCUGGAAAACCUCGAUCGUGUGCCGACGUACGUCCAGCAGCUCCAGUUCACCGUGAAAAACCCCACCGUCGGGAAAGCCGCCACCUUCACCAAAGUCGAUAACGUAAUACAAGAGACGAAAAAUCUGAUGAACGUGAUUUCGAAAGUGGUCACAACAUGUUUCGUCUGCGCCACAAAGUACAACCUGGAUUUCCGAGGUCUGUCGGCGCGUGGGGCCGGCGGCUCGCCGUACAGGGGCGGAGAGGGUGCGGGCGCCGACGGCGACGGUGGCGGUGCUGGUGUCGACGGCAGCAAGACGGGCUCCGCCCCCGGCAGCGACCCGUCCGUCUGACAGUUUGGGAUGGCCCGACGGGCCAAGGGGGACGCUCGCCGCACUCGGGUUUCCUUUCUGCUUUUCUAGGAAGAACCUCGCCUGCCCCAGCGAAGCGUACACGUCGAGCCCUCGCGGACACCACCGAAAAGGUCCGCCGGUGCUCGCUGAACUCGCCCUUUUUCGAAGGGAUUUCACGCCUCUUUCGCGCCUCCGAAAUUCUCGUUCGGCUGGUUCUUAAUUUCGUACAGUAGACGUUUCGAAACGAUGAAUUCAGCAUCAACUGGUCGAUGGUUUUUCUUUUUGGUUAUUGUUGCUUGAACUACGACUUCGAAGUUUGUUGCUUUUGGGGAGAAGGGUGGUUUAUGUUUUGAUAAAUCGUUUAGCUUGUAUAGAUGUUUUGGUGAGAUUAUUUAUGCUGGAGGUGUCUAAUUGUCUUACUUAAUUAAGCUCUACCACUUUCAUUCCAAGAGCUGUUCGAGUCUCAUUCUCUGUUAAGUGAUCCUUUCAUAGUAGUAUUCGAUAUGAACUAGUAUUGUAUGAAACUCGAGUCCUCGAAGCUUUGAAGCUCAACCUUAAUGGCUGUCUUCGAUGCUUCAGGACUCAAUCUUAAAGUCUGAAUGUCCGAUGCUUCAGGACUCAACUUUAAAGUUAGAAGACUUCUGGGAGCCUUGGGAGUCUAAAGACUCGACUGUUGUCAGCUUUUGCAGCUCAAGGCUUAAGCCCUGAGAACUCUCUUUAAAACUUGAGUCGCGGCUAGAGCUUUCAAAGUUCAAGACUCAGUAGGAGACUUUUACAUAAAUGUAUUCGUAGUGGUGACUAGCCUGCUAUAGUGAUGUUCAGCAACUGAAUAACAAAAGGGAAAUCAGUAUGGAAAGGAUCUUUCUCGUCGAAUAGCUGAUGAGCGAGUCAGUUAGACACCUCUGAUUUAUAUUUUAUAAGAGAAUCGUACCUUAGGCCUUACUGAAUGAUGGUAGAUAAAUCUGUCGAGCAAAAUCUGUUGAAGUAGUCAGCCAUAUAUGGCAGAGAAGCAAAGUAUGUUUUUGGCAGCUAGCUAGAAUCUAGUGUUAAUUUUUUACGAGUGAAUGUUAUAAAAUAUACUAUAUCAGGUUUCGCAUUUAUUACAGGAUAAUUUGUUCAAUUUAACAAGUCACCAGCGUAAUACAUAUUGUUUUUAACUUUUAUUAUGGAUGCAGUAUAUAGUAACAUAUACAAUAGUAACAAGACCAAUAUCUUAAUUUAUUAUUUAGUGACAAAUAGUGUUUGUUGCAACAUAUUAUAUCUUAUAACUGACAGUAUCAUUAAAUCAAGAAAUGACUAUUAUUUUAAUAAUCAUUUAUUCUGUUCUAAGAAGAAGAACUAACAAUAACUUCUUUCGAUCAGAGAAUCUCGCGAGUCUACUCAGUCAGCCAUUUUGUAACUAGACGUGCACUCUGAGUUCGCCAUCACUGCUCGGCAGAUUUAUGAAUGUCUUAUUUAUUUAGUCAAAAAUGUUUUAUUUAUUAUAGCAGUAUACGUUAAUUAGAAGAGGAAAGAUUUCUACAUUAAUUUGUUAUUUAAGUAUAUUACACGAUGUGAUAUUUAAACGAUUAUGUGACGCGUCUACACUAUACUUUAUGAGUCUUUUGCUUUUUUCGUGACUUUCUCUUUUGUGUGAAACGUGCUGUCUAGUCAAUCAACCGCGUGUCUACCUCUAUUAUUUAAAGUUACUCUUAGAGUAUUCUUAACUUUCUUGAUGAAAAGUUAUCAGUGAGUUAGCGUUCUUAAAUGUACAAUUAACUUUCUCGAUUAAUAAUUGUUUCGUGAAUGUGUUAAAUUUAAUUGUUGUUUUGAUGACGUUUAACUAAUUUAUUAUUGGAACAAAAGAUUCGCUGCUGCGAUUAGAAUAUUUUCUCAAGAUGUACGUGUUACAUCACCUAGCAAAUGUAUUUUUUAAGUUCUCCCUGCCUUUUUAUAUUUUCUUUUAUAUACAUUUUAUUUACACUAUGCUCGUUCAUUUAUGUUACGUAUUUUAUAAGUUUUUACAGAGUUCGUAGAAAUAGUUAGAAAAUCUCAUUGAUGCUGAAUUGCAAGGAGUCUACUGUACUAUUAUAUAAUUAAACGUAAGCGAACAAUAUGACCUAACGUGCUACUGAGAAUUCUGAUUUCUCUCAAAUUAAAAUGAAGUACACAAAACUCUAUCGAUAUUCGGUUAAAGUUUCUAUCUAAGUAAAGACAGACGAUUUCCGUACAAGCAAUUGCAAACACCACGACUCCGUUCAAACAACUGAGGUCUCUUCGAAAAACGGACUCUCUUGUUACAACAGAAACUAAUUUGCUCCGUAAAAGAUCGUUGAAAGAGCACAAAUUCGUAAACUUUGUUAAGUAUCCAACGUCCUCGGGAACGGUCACGUUCCCAAGGAUGGACGAGAAUGAAGGUUUAAUGUUUUCGUUGUUCGUACCGGUGCUACAAGACCAAUCGCUUGGUCCCGUGAUCAGGAAAUGAAUGAUCUACGAGACGAACCGACCACAGAAUUGCUUGAACAUAUUAUCCGAAGUACGCAACUGAUUGAUCGUCAAAAGAUGUUCUCGCCUUCUCUUCGAAACGGCCAUUAGAUAAUCGACGUGUACGUUUCAAAUUGUAACAGCUCCGAGCACAAGCUAUACUUCAGCGAUUAGUACACGUUUCUGCGUUGCUCAAUAUAGAAAUGCCGCGGGCUUUCCGCUCGAAUUACACACACGCGUUUAAGGGAUGCGACGCCGAAGUCGCUUCGCCGCUACGAAACGCGACGCGAACGAACAAAACGGACGAGGAACGUAAGCACGCUUCUUUCCACGCGUACACGCACGCGUUUCGAGAAACAUCGUUUGUUCGAAGAAACGUUAUAAUUUCCUUCUUCUGCACCGUUCUUCGAGAAGCAAACUGUAAAACGGAUCCCUUCAGCCUGUCUGUUAUUGUCACUCUCAGACUCUCGAGACUUAAUUUACUUGUUUCUUCAACUUCAGCGCGUACGUUUAGACUGUAAUCGUCUCGAACACCACACGACGAGAUCAACGACUAAAGCGAGUGGACCAGUCCAAGUCGCUCGAACGAUUUCACGAAUGCAAUUCGACGCACGGAUUCCAUCGCGACGGCACGGUGCCCCACAGAAUUCUAACGGCGAUCCGGAAUCGUGUUAAUCGUGCGCACGAUGGAAUCCGAGAACUCCGAUGGCAAUAAUACAGCCAUAUCAAUGAGAAUCAAUGGCGAUUAGAAGGAGAACAGCUUCGGGCAAUUGACGUCCGAGGGAGAAUCGCUUUACGCUGCUUUCACUUCGAAGCCGUUUAGCCGGAGCAAUAAUCAGCGCAACUAGUUGUUUCGUCGAUUGUGUAAGCCGCUCCGAUGUAAUAUAUUUUGCUGCUAACUUCAAGGGUCAAGCUGCUGUCAGCGAUUUCCCGAGUCGAGGCAUCGUUCGACCCGAACCGACAAACGGGUUACAGUGGGGCUUGAGUGACUGCGAAAGAGGGAUCGAUCCGCGGCGCGUUUCGUCGUCGGCGGCGGUACAGUCUUCAUCAAAAUAUGACGGGGUCGUAACCGAACACAUUGAAACCGAAGCUUUCUAGAAUCGGUAUCAAUUGACAUUCCACGACCUCGAAUCGUAUCAAAGGUGCCAAUCGCAGUUCCGAGUCCCGAGAACGUAUUUCCGUCGAAUCGACGCCCUGUCGCUUGAAACGCGUUUAGUCUAAUCGACACCGAUUUUACGACCUAGCCGUAUCUUGGCGGGGACAGUACCUCGGGAACAGUCGCGAUUUCAUUCGACGAGGCGACUGCUCUUCGACGAGAACUCCGCAUAGGGGUAUCGUUCUUCCAUGUAGGAAAGUUGGUGCAACGACAAUAAUUUGGACUGUCGAUCGGAGUGCCUUUUAGAGGUGAAAUAUUAGAGGCCAACUUCCACUUAACGCGUCUCACCAACUUCAAUCUUUAGGGAAUUCCCCGCCAGUGCGGAGCGAAGCGUCGAUAUUCGGGUCUCGAAGAGUCCUCGGAGCGUCGCCGGCGGAAACGCGCCGCGGAAUGUAGCGUGCUUGGCUAAAGUGUCCGCUUUGAGUGUCCAUCGAGUCGGUAUUUUGCUGACCAGCACCUCGGCAAGGCGUACACUGGAAUGAGCGAGUCGUUUUGCUUAUGUGUACGUCGGUAACAUGUGGAACCUGGUGUUUCGUUUUCGUAGCGAAUCCUCUUUUACAGUGGUACGUCACAAAUGCGAAACAAAUUGUUUUUAAGGGCUAUUAAAGGCUGUUGACCAGUCGCCGAGUAACCGACAAACGAACGAUAGAACUUACUGACCAAAAUUCACUUUGCUUCUAUUCAUGCCAGGAAGUUGCCUGAUCCGUGUUCGUAUUCAAUCUAGUACAAUGCAUUUGCCUCUAGCAUUCUCAUGAUCAUCGAUGGCCUCGACCAUGUCCGUAAGAUCUGGUAUCGAACCUAGUUAGCAACUUGGUAUACAAUGAUCAACAGUGCGUAAUAACCCUAAGACAGUUAAAUUGAUGACUCUUGCUGCCUACACUAGCUGAAGAAACAUCAGAUCCCACGUUGACCAGCAAAGCGAAAGGGUAGGUGUUCACGAGACUGUUCGUUUCACGGCCAGGCAUUCGCUUUCUGCACUCGAGCACCAUAGUCCGGGAAGAGCGCUGCAAUCGUUGCGAUUUAAUUGAAUCACCGAGCACAGCUUUUAAUCAAAUGGGGCAGGAGAUGGACGUUGAAGGUGACCUGGGGGCGGCAGCAGGGCGGUCAGGGACGUACUUUGUGGCAAAGACAUCAGCAUGUCUCACUAACCGAAAUCUCGUGGUUCGAGCGCAGUUAUAAAUUGAAAGGGGAUCGGUUCCUCGACUCGACGCCUAUCUCUACCAGCACACUUUUCACUCUUGAACGAAGAUCUGUCGAGUCACCAAGCGUCGAGUCGGGCGACCGUUGCGCCCCGUAAACUUCCUUUCGAGUGCCACAAACGAAUCACGAUUCUAAUUGUGUAAUACGUCUUUGAAACCGCUGAAAACGAAACAAACUAUCUUCCAAAGCCGAAUCGACACCCGUCGGUUUCGAGACUCGAGGCUGACGAGCGGCCGCGCGGGAGCGACGCUCGCGUCACUUUUCUAUUUUAGCCAGUACCCGACGCGUCGGCGCGCGUAGCGUAAGUCGCAUAAUGUCGCGCGUUUAAUAAUACUAUAAGUGUCGUGCGAAACAAACGAUGAACAAACCGGCUCCCAGCGCGGACCGUUUCGUCCACAGCCUCCGAGGAAUCACAGACAUCUCGCGCGACGGAACCUUCUUACCUAAUUUAAGGAGCGACUACCACGUGAUCUCUGGGCGACGCCCGGCGAGCCGCGCCGCAGAAAAUGGCGGGGCCCGCCGCGAUGGCGCCCGACGCCACGCUUUCAAACGAAUUAACCGUUCCGCCGUGGAGAACACGAUUUCUUGUUUAUUCUAAAGCUGACGCGUUCGGUCCGGUUACAAGCGACUCGAACGCGCACCGGCGUUUGUACAUAUGAGGUUAAGUUCACGCGAAUAUAACGUCGACCAGUCAUGCAUUUCUCGUACUUAACAAGUAUAUAGAAGAUCGAUUCUGUAUGUAUAAUACAGAGUUGGCACAAAGAAUGUGAUUAUACUGAUCAAUGACGAUUUCGUUUGGAGGCGAUCGGAUCGGUAAUCGUCGACGACGAUGAGUCAAGCGUAAAUCGUCGUCGCCGAAGCGUCGCGAAGGUCGAAACAGAUGGAACCCUUCGUCGUCGAUCGUCGCUGGCGAUUGUCUUUGAUCGAUGAUGAAUCUUUGAAGUCGACAAAGUUGACAGAAUGUUUCUAGAUCACCGAGGCGCCGAAACGUAAACUAGGGCCUCUUAUCGGGGGACGUUGAGCGACGUCCUCGUGAUGUUCCUAGAGUUUAAUUACGCGGAUCCGCGUCCCGUGAAGCGUACGCGUAACCUCGCAGGAAUGGAAAAUAAACCCGGCACUUCGUUAUAAGUUGUAACACGUACGCGACACGUUUGUACAAACUCUGUAUCAUACCUUAUUAACGCGGUCUUUAGUAUAUAUAGAGGUUCGUCAGUUAAGGGGUUAAGCUUAAGUUUUUCCUUUUGUAUAAAACUGCACAAAAUAUUUUCUAAGGGAGAAGGGACUGAGUUCGACGUAACGCGUUGUAUACCUUUUACGUUUCAUUCGAUCGCGUCAGUAGUGAGCCAGCUAGAUAUCGGCUAGAGACGAUCUGCGGGGAUCUAUGGCCGGCUCGACGGGGAAUCAUCGAUCGUGUCAUCGACUAUCGGUGUGCAUUUCUGGCGAAUAUACUCCUGGAUGAAAUAUUUAACGACAAGCUUUUAAGUUUGGUGAAUUCGAGUUUUUUCGGAAUUGGAUAAGUUCAAUUAUUUGUUGAGUAUUUAAUGUUAUUUUAACGAAGAGAUAUUGUCCAUUUUAAAAAACGAUCUUUCAUUAAUUAAUUUCUUUUAAAUAAAUUGUUACUUCUCACUAUUAUUUCGAGAACUUUUGUCGUAUUAGUGUUUCUCUUUUGGAUAAUUAAUCGCGUUAAUUACAGUUUAAUGUAUAUUGAAAUUCUUCUGUCAACCAUCAUUUUAUAGUGUAACAAGGACAUUCCAAAAUAGCAAUUUUAAUUCUCUAAUUUACAAUUAUUCAACCGCAUCGAAAUUUAUUUUAAUUUUCGAGUUCCAUAACAAAUGGGUACCCGAAGAAUACAACCGAUUAACGAUGAUGCAAUCGGUGAUUCUGAGUCAGGCGAUAAAUCUCCCCAAAAGAUCAACUUCGUUGUUUCCUACCGAGCGGAUUUCUCAUCGCAUAUAGC